UUUCAUAACAGAAGCCUGCCUGUUGUUUUGGUGCGGAUAUACGGGAGACGGAGGAGUGACAGAGGGAGGGGGAGAGAGGGAGGGGGCAGAGAUCGCUGGUUUUGGGUUCUGCUAGUCAGGGAGAGGGAAUUUACCCGAACAAGAUCCGUCCUCACUAUCAUCAUAGUCGUCAAUUCACCGAGACAAACCCUAACUUUUAUUCUUUAAUUCGUUUUUGUCUUAAGUUCUAUUCGACCACCUCAUCGAUUCAUUAAUCUCGUUAUUUUAUUUGAUGCUCUGGGUCAUACGCUGAUCAAUCUCUUCGCGGUUCUACAAAACUUGAAAACCCUAAUUGGAAAUGGUUACCGCACCUGAUUCUUCUUCUAACCAUCACUCGCCGACUAGUACUGGGGAUACCAAUAGCCCUAAGUUCCCGCGGAAAAACUUGCCCUCCCCCUGGGCUCAAGUCGUCAGGGGUGGUGAGUCCGAAUCACUCUCCAGCAUUCGCCAAUCGCCGCCAUCAUCCUCAUCAGCUUUUUCCUCCUCUUCCUCUCUGUCCUCCCUCAUUACUUCCGUGUUCGAUCAUCCGUCAGCGUCUGAUUCCAAUCCGAAGGUGGCUCCUCGUUCCCCGCCGCUGGAUAAUUCUAAUACGGCUGCCGCUGAUAUCUCUGAUGCUAGUAACGGCAAUGCAGCUCGUUCUAAGAAAACUGCUUGGAACAAGCUGGCUAACGGCGAUGUCGAGGUUAGCCCUGUAAUGGGUGCUGUCUCCUGGCCUGCGCUGUCUGAAUCCACCAAGGCUCCGGCUAAAUUGCCUGCUGAAUCGUCUUCCAAGGCUUCCACCGAUGGAUUACUCCCCAGUUCUCAGGAGCCUGUUACUUCACACACCCCUCACAAACAAGCUGCUAGUAAUGCAAAACCUAAUUUCGCAACAAACCAUAGCACAUAUAAUAGACAAAGAACGAUGAUGAAGCGUGGAAGUGGCAGUAACAUUGGAGCUGGUCCUGCACAAAAUAGCUUCCCUAAUCCUCCCCAGCCCCCACCGCCGCCACCUUUUCCGGUACUUCAGAUCCCUCCAAGUAAUUAUAAUACUGUGGUACCAGGGGCUCCUGAUCCUUCCUCAAGAGAGCUUCUUUACAAAAAGAAUAGCUGGGAUCCUAGGCCCCCAGUUGGGGGUUUUAUGCCUGUUGUGAAUGAUCAUCGGAAUUCCACCCGCAGGGGCAAUUUUGGGCCCCAUUCACGUAUUGAUGGUUCUUAUCAUAACAAUUAUGGGGGCAGACGUGAUCAGGAUCGAGGAAAUUAUGCAAAUAGUAGGGAUGCUCAUGUAAAUCAACAGAGAAUGCCUCCUAGGGGAUUGGUGAGGCACUUGCCACCUAAUACUGCUGCAUUUGUGGCUCCUCAGCCCGUAGCACCCUUUGCAAACACUGUGGGUUUUCCUGAGUACUAUUAUUUCCCAACGCUACCAUUGGAACCCUUUAGGGGUAUGCCAUUCUUUACCCAUAGCCCUCCUUCUGCAAUGUUCUUUCCUGUUGCAGAAUCACCCCUGGCCAAUAUGAUAGUGAAUCAAAUUGAUUAUUACUUCAGUGAUGCUAAUCUAGUAAAAGAUGAGUAUUUAAGGUCCAAUAUGGAUGAACAGGGUUGGGUUUCAAUUAGUUUGAUAGCAAGCUUUCCUCGGGUUAAAAGUCUGACAAGCAACAUUCAGUUGAUACUGGAUUCACUAAGAACUUCCACCAUUGUAGAAGUACAGGGUGACAAGUUGAGGAGGCGUAAUGAAUGGAAGACAUGGCUGCCAUCCUCUCAGGCUCAACUUCGGGUUGAUUCUGCUUUGGCGUCUCCUGGCGGAUCCAAUCACAAUAGCCUGGUUGGUGACUUUCAGAAGAUCACCCUAGAAGAAUCAACCACCGAUUAAGUUUGUUCAAACCCCACCUCAGAUGUCUAUCCAGCAAAAUCUGCAGCCAAGGCUUCUAGUCAGAUAGAACUCCCAAAUGCAACUGGCAUUGCCAAUUGAAACUGGACAUAAUCAAUGCACCCCACCCUAAAAUUGUUAGCCCUAAUCCAGCAUCCAGCCUCGGGCAAUACCACAAUUUCUUUUUUUCUUUUUACCUUUUUUUUAGGGUGAUUGGAAGUCAGGCUUUUCUGGAAUAUGAGUCCUUCUUCAGUCACUGAGCUCGAUUUUGGUAGUAAUUUAUAUAUCAAGUAGGGGGAAUAAUGAUUUAUUGAUCACUACUACGAUCUGAAGAUAAAGUUGAUGAGACAAAAGGAAUUUAGAUUUUUGAUUGAUGCAGAUUUCAUGAGGUUAUUGAUUUGUACAGUUAAUGUUUUGGUUUGGAUGAAUUUUUUUACCAUGAUUUUCUGGAUCCA
Molecule: messenger RNA, 2337 nt
Organism: Prosopis cineraria
Lineage: Eukaryota; Viridiplantae; Streptophyta; Magnoliopsida; Fabales; Fabaceae
Product: la-related protein 1C-like
Exons: 6
Coding region: 338-1885 (515 amino acids)
Molecular function (GO): RNA binding
Source: RefSeq, a predicted model, not a curated record